Trichechus manatus latirostris (Florida manatee) is the source of this 6232-nucleotide messenger RNA. It is a transcript of the gene ATF6, whose product is annotated as activating transcription factor 6. Gene Ontology annotation, biological process: endoplasmic reticulum unfolded protein response; regulation of transcription by RNA polymerase II. The transcript is spliced from 16 exons. Gene Ontology annotation, molecular function: DNA-binding transcription factor activity, RNA polymerase II-specific; RNA polymerase II cis-regulatory region sequence-specific DNA binding. Bases 122 to 2107 code for a protein of 661 amino acids. The record is from RefSeq and is a predicted model, not a curated record. Gene Ontology annotation, cellular component: nucleus. Lineage: Eukaryota; Metazoa; Chordata; Mammalia; Sirenia; Trichechidae.
CCGUCUCGUCAGCGUUACGGAGAAUUUUGUCCGCCUACCGCCGCCGUCCUAGAUAUUAGUCACCGAGUUCCAGGGUAGGGGAACGUGUGUUUUUGGGAAGCCGGCUGGCGUUGCCGGCACCAUGGAGUCGCCUUUUAGCCCGGGACAUCACCUCUCUCACAGGCCAGAGGAAGAUUGGGAUUCUACCCUGUUUGCUGAACUUGGUUAUCUCACGGACACUGAUGAAUUGCAAUUGGAUGCAGCAAAUGAAACUUACGAAAACAAUUUUGAUAAUCUUGAUUUUGAUUUUGAUUUGAUGCCUUGGGACUCAGACAUUUGGGACAUCAACAACCAAUUUCGUACAGUUAAAGAUAUUAAAGUGGAACCUCAGCCACUUUCUCCAGCCUCUUCAAGUUGUUCAGUCUCAUCUCCUCAGUCUGUGGACUCUUAUUCUUCAACUCAGCAUGUUCCUGAGGAGUUGGAUUUGUCUUCUAGUUCCCAGAUGUCUCCCCUUUCCUUAUAUAGUGAAGGCUCUAAUAGCCCCUCCUCAGCAGAGCUCCUGAAGGAAGACAAGCCCGUUAUUAGUCCUAAGAACAAAACUGAUAAUGGACUGACUCCAAAGAAAAAAAUUCAGAUGAAUUCAAAACCUUCAAUUCAGCCCAAGCCUUUAUUGCUUCCAGCAACACCCAAGACUCAAACCAACUCCAGCGUUCCAGCGAAAGCCAUCAUUAUUCAGACACUACCAACACUUAUGCCACUGGCAAAACAACAGCCGAUUAUCAGUAUACAACCUGCACCCACUACAGGUCAGACUGUUCUGCUCUCUCAGCCUGCUAUGGUACAGCUCCAGGCACCUGGAGUUCUGCCUCCCCCACAGCCAGUCCUUGCUGUCGCCGGUGGAGCUGCACAGCUACCUAAUCACGUGAUGAACGUGCUACCAGCCCCUGUGGCGAAUACCCCAGUGAAUGGAAAACUCUCCGUGUCUAAACCUGUCCUACAAAGUACCAUGAGAAGUGUGGGUUCAGAUAUUGCUGUGCUAAGGAGACAGCAACGUAUGAUUAAAAACCGAGAGUCUGCUUGUCAGUCCCGCAAGAAGAAGAAAGAAUAUAUGCUAGGGUUGGAGGCAAAGCUAAAGGCAGCCCUUUCAGAGAAUGAGAAACUGAAGAAAGAGAAUGGAUCACUGAAGCGGCAGCUGGAUGAAGUUGUAUCAGAGAACCAGAGGCUUAAAGUCCCCAAUCCAAAGCGAAGAGCUGUCUGUGUGAUGAUAGUAUUGGCAUUUGUAAUCCUGAACUACGGACCAAUGAGCAUAUUGGAGCAAGAUUCCAGGAGAGUGAAUCCUGGUGUGAACCCUGCAAAUCAAAGGAGGCAUCUUCUAGGAUUUUCUGCUAAAGAGGGGCAAGACGCAUCAGAUGAUAUCAUCCAGAAAAAUAGCUACAGGUACGACCAUUCUGUUUCAAAUGACAAAGCCCUGAUGGUGCUAACUGAAGAACCACUACUCUAUAUUCCUCCACCUCCUUGUCAACCCCUGAUUAACACAACAGAGUCUCUCAGGUUAAAUCAUGAACUUCGAGGGUGGGUUCAUAGACACGAAGUGGAAAGGACCAAGUCAAGAAGAAUGACAAAUAAUCAACAGAAAACCCGUAUUCUUCAGGGUACUUUGGAACAGGGCUCAAAUUCUCAGCUGAUGGCUGUCCAAUACACUGAAACUACUAGUAUCAGCAGGAACUCAGGAAGUGAGCUACAAGUAUAUUAUGCUUCACCCAGAAGUUAUCAGGAUUUCUUUGAAGCCAUCCGCAGAAGGGGAGACACAUUUUAUGUUGUGUCGUUUCGAAGGGAUCACCUGCUGUUACCAGCUACUACCCAUAAUAAGACCACAAGACCAAAGAUGUCUAUUGUAUUGCCAGCAAUAAACAUAAAUGAGAACGUGAUCAAUGGGCAGGAUUAUGAAGUAAUGAUGCAGAUUGAUUGUCAAGUGAUGGACACCAGGAUCCUCCACAUUAAAAGCUCGUCGGUUCCUCCUUACCUCCGAGAUCAGCAGAGGAAUCAAACCAACACCUUCUUUGGUUCCCCUCCAGCGGCCCCAGAGGCAACCCACGUGGUCAGCACCAUCCCUGAGUCUUUACAAUAGUAGUGGGCUACAUUGGAAAACUAAGAGGGAGACCCCACCCAACUGGAGCACAGGUGGGAGAAAUGCAUCUUUCUGCCUUCUCGGUGACAAGCAGAGAACUACCUAGUAAUAGAAUUUACGGGGUAGAAAGAGAAAAAAAAAAGUUGUUUUGUUUUUCACCAUCUACCCGUCUACUUGGAAGACACUGGAAUUCAGACGCAAGUGAACAGCAUUUCUCCAGUGGCAAACUCAGCCCUGCCUCUUCCUGUGUUACCUGGUGAAAAUUUUUUUUCUGUACCUUUGUAAGCUGCUUAUCCCUUGUAUUUGUUAUUUGUUUAAAUUGUCAUCUUCUUUCAGAUAAGUUCGACUGCCCCUCUUUACCAUUUCACUUACUGAUAAAGUGGUUUUUAUUUAAAGCUCUAUAGUACUUGAGUGCUCAGAUGUUUCCACUGACUGGAUUGUUUUAUUCAUUUAAUGCAAACCCAUUCUGUGUUCAUUGAGAAAACAAGUUUCAAAACCAGAGCAGCCAAAAAAGCACCCCAAAAAGAGUCAAAACAAAUUGGAGCUUUAGGUAAAAGGGAAAAUCCCCAAUUGGUAAAGUUGACCUGUACUUGGGAUUGGUGGUUCACACCUCAUACUGCUGACACUGCACACAAACAAGUGCGUUGGGGGAACGGGGACGAGUAGCAAAUGUGAGAGAAUGAAAUGGAAGGAAAGGGUUAGUGGUGGGGUUUUGAAAGAGGAGAUAGCUCCGUUAAUACAUGUGUUUAAAGCACUGAAAGUAUGAGUUUGGAUUGCGAUUUAAGAUUUAAGCCACGAAACCAUUGCCGUCGAGUCGAUUCCGACUCAUAGCGAACCUAUAAGACAGAGUAGAACUGCCCCAGAGGGUUUCCAAGGAGCACCUGGUGGAUUUGAGCUGCCCACCUUUUGCUUAGCAGCUGAGGUCUUAACCACUGGGCCACCAGGGCAACUGUUAAUUUUGAGAACUCUAGGCCCCCAAGUAUGAGUACUGUACAUACUUACAUCUUCUCUUUACUCACACGGUGUAGAUCCUUGAGGACCACAGGACAAAUCCUUCAUUUUAAUUGUGAGCCCCACCCCACUACACACCUUCUGUUCGUAAGAUGAUACCCAGCUCAGCUAAGGAACAUGGAGAGAACUUCAGACUCAGCAAGGCAAGAGCUUUUCCUUUUGAGGAUACACAAGUAUUUAUUCCUUAAGAGUAUGCAGGCAGGCAAGCUUGGAUUUCUGCUGAGAGGGCGCAGCCUCUAACGUGGCCAAAAUUUUCAGUUUCUCCAGUGAAUAGACAGUGAAGACUUAACUCUUCUGUCCUCCCAUGUUAAAAAACAACUACCAUGUUUACUUACAUUUUACUAUACUUUGCCUGCUUUUUUCUUCAGAGUAGACCAAGCAUGUUUAGUUUGGUGAACUCAUAGAAAUGGAUCCCAGGCAGUGUUGUCCUCUCUGAUGUUCUAGCUUCAAAUUCUAAAGCGAGUCUUCUGUCUCCUUUCACAAAGCUUUUCAAUUUCUUGUCAGACCUCAUUCUGAGAACACUGCUUCCUACCCUAAUUGACUUGCCUUUGCCAGAUUCCUUCACCUCCCAUUCCACCCUAUCUCAGUCCAUUCCUCUUCCUCCUUGCAAGGAAAGGAAAGUGAAAUUGUAUCAACCUCUCAAGGGUUACAUGUAGCCAGUUAGUUUUCUGCUUGUGAAAUUAGGCCUGGCUUGUGAAUAAUUUUGAAGACUCUCCGAUACUUCUGACUCUCUGGACAGGGAUGCCUCUCUGUGGAAUCUAGUGACGCUUUCCAGGGAGAUCAAUUUAACUUUUGUGAGGGGAAAAAGCAUGGGGGGAGACGGGGGAGCUCCAUUUCCUGGUAUUCUGUAGUUUGAGAAGUGUUAAUUAGCCUUCCUCUUUGUCCACACGUACAAACAGUUUUUAAGUCAGUGCCGCUCUCCCCUCUGAUUUGGCUCUCAUGGGUGAUCUCAGACAAGAGCCAGCAAGAACCAUUUUCCCUGAGGACCACUCUUACUGCUUGAUGGCCACCAAGGAAUACAAGGCAGAUGCCUAGAAGAACUUAGGUUAGAGGGAAUACCUUCUUCUGGCCCUGCUCCUUCUCGUUCUGUCGUGUGAAUUAGCCAAACGAGACCCUGUGACCGUGGCUAGUAGGCAUUGGCAACUUGGUUGUCCCAUACUGCUAAUCUUCUGCUGGGACUGUCCUAGUACAGGCAGUCCCCAGUUUGGGUUUUGGUUUUGGUACCUUACCCAUUGCCUUCAAGUCGCUUCCAACUCAUAGCGACCCUAUAGGACAGAGUAGAACUUUCCCCAUGGGGUUUCCAAGGAGCAGCUCGUGGAUUCGAACUGUCAACCUUUUGAUGAGCAGCCGAGCCCUUAACCACUGUGCCACCAAGGCUCCAUAUACAUAUGCACCAGGACUGUAUAUGCAUACAAAGGUAAAACACAUAGACUUACCUACAAAUUCGACUUAAAGACAGCCUUAGGAACAGAUCUCAUUUGGAACUGGGGACUGCCUGUAGAUACAAACACAGUAUACAUGGAGUGAUCAUAAGUAGAGAGGCCCUUCUCUCCUUUGCACUGAAUCACACAAGAACUCAUUACAUGGACUUCUUGUUUUUAGCACUUCACUUUUACUUUAUCCCUCCAUUCCUAGCUUUUCCUGUGGCUAUUUUACCAAUUCAUCAGAUUGAUGACUUAAAUUAUGUCCUGUUAACCCCACUCACUGCCCUUGAGUUGAUUCCGACUCCUAGCGACCCUAUAGGACAGAGGAGAACUGCCCCCACAGGGUUUCCAAGCCUGUAAUCUUUACAGAAGCAGAUUGCCACAUCCUCCCAAGGAGCCGCUGGUGAGUUCGAACCCCCAACCUUUCAGUUAGCAGUCAAUCACUUUAACCACUGCACCACCAGGGCUCCUUUAUGUCAUGUUAGCCAAACUUAAUGCCUCUUUGACAGGUGAAAUGGUUGAUGGUUAGGAAGGAGUCACAGCCAAAGAGCAGGCAGAUUCUAGAACGGCCCAGCGGUGGAGUUAAGGAGUUAAGGCUAGCUGUGAAGUGGCGAGCAAAGCAGCAUGCGAGCAUCGCCUCCUCUCCUCGCUGUCUGAUCCUUCAGCUCGCUGUCAUUAGCUUUCCUGAAGUGAUCUUUCUGGAGGAGGGAAUGGGAUUCCUCCUGGGAUAAAGUGUCAGGAAAUAAGUGAAAGGCAACUGACAAGUGCAAAGUAUUCUGUUUUUUUAAGUUGCUAUCAAAACUAUUAUUAAUCCCUUGGCACAAGAAUAAAUUUUUAUUGUCAUAUUUGCUGUUUGCAUGCCUAGCACAAGGCCUUUAGGUAAUGGAAAGUUGCUGUGCCAGAUUAAUAAAUUAAGCUUGCCUUUUCUCUCAAUUUUUUUGGGCAGGAUUGCCUUUUGGGGUUGCAGCUGGGAGAUUGGGAGGGUAUAUACAUAUAUAUAUAUAUAUUUAAUUUAUUACAUUUUUAAGUGGGAUUUUGCAUGCUUGCGAGAAAAUUGGAAACCCUGGUGGCAUAGUGGUUUAGUGCUACAGCUGCUAACCAAAAAGUGUGCAGUUUGAAUCCACCAGGCGCUCCUUGGAAACUCUGUGGGGCAGCUCUGUUCUGUCCUGUAGGGUUGCUAUGAGUUGGAAUUGACCCAAUGGCAACGGGUUUGUUUUUUUAUUUUGGGGUGAGAAAAUUAGAUAAACUCCUGGAGGAGGCAGCCUGCCUGUUAUUAGAUGGCCGAGUACUCUAUGCGCUGACCAUUGUGUAGCAUUCUAUCCUGUUGGGAGGUUAUGGUAGAGACUGAUGGAAACGGGUUUUCUGCCUGGUUUCAAGUCUCCUUUAGCCUUAAUGUAAGUGAAUGGACGCUUCUUCGUGCUAACUACCAAGUGACAUGUUCGGAGCUUCUUCCCCUUGGGGGUUAAUGCCUCCUGUCUGCAUCCCAGCAGUACAGGGACCCAGCAAGGCCUCCUUCCAAAGUUAGGAGUUUGCAAAAGGAUCGAUCUUGGAACAAAUGUAUCAUUUGCCACCCUUGUAGUGUAGAAACUUUAGACUAUUGGGUGGAGUUUGUGUUUUCACAAGUAAAAAAAAAUCCCUCCUGAUUAUAAAAGCUCAAAACAUCUUCUAAUUUUUUUUUUUUAAGCUUUAG